AUAUCUAGUUUCCAAUCCUGCUGUUUCUUCGGUGGCGUGUUUUUUAAAGCUGUGCACGUGUUGAAAAAGAUUGAACCAUUGCGCUAUGAACGAAUUAGCCGAAGUUGCUAGAGAAGCUUUCCUUUUGCCCAUACAGAUAAUCAAUGACCGGAGUUUCUUUGAGGAAGGUUUCCAGUGUCAAUGGGCUACCAAAGUAGACUCUGCAGUAUCAGAUUUGAAGAAUAGGUUACCAAAUUGUUCGUUUCCAUCUAAAGACGAAUUAAUAGAAAAAGGCAAAGAUGUAUUGCAGUUACUCAUACUGUGUGGUGAACACAACGUUUGUGCUGAAUGGAAUACCCAGAAACUAGUGGAGAACGUAAAGGAUCUUCUCGAACUUUUGCUAUUCAAACUUGAUGCUGGAAACAUUUGUGACAUACUUUGUUGUAAAGGGGUUGCUCAUACAGUUCUGCAACAACUUAAGCCAAAAUUAGGCAAAAAUCAAAUAAAAGCAUAUCCUGCUGCAGUAAAUUGUUUCCUCUGGGUUAUCACCAACACUAAGUUACCUGCCAUUGACGAAUCUGUAGACUUUGCCAUACCUGUUUCCUUGGUAUUAUUUGAUGAUUGGGAACCAACCUACCAGCAGAAAGGUCUUGACUGCAUAUCUCAUAUACUAAACCAAAAUCCUAAAUCUCUGCAAAAACGAGGAUGGCUUGAAGUCAUCUUUAGCAGCUUGAAGAAAAAUACUCAAUUUAGUGAUAGACUGAAUUUGUACAAAUGCCUUGACAUUUGCCUGAAACUUCAGACAUUGGAUUUGGAAGGCCCAUCACACUGGAACAGGGAUGAGGAAUAUGAUAGUCUUGUGAAUGAUUUGUUGCAAUCAACUCUAGUCCAAGACUCACCAUCUGCAGCAACAUGCAACCUAAAGAUUCUGGUUAUUCUUUUCCAUUCAAUGAAAAUCAAAAUGGCAAAAUUUCUUCCUUCAGUGAUUGCUGUGUUGGACAACUAUCUUGCAGUUGGUGUUACUCUCGAUAUUCACGUUUUGACGGUUGAGUUGAUGGAACUAACCAUUGAAUAUUGCUGGGUAUGUCUGGAACCACAGUUUACUAGCCAUUUGUCUUGGCUCUUAUUCAAGCUUGCAAGCGAAAAGUUGGCUGAUGAAGAAACACGACAAAGAAUAUCUAAAUGUGCUGAUUUAGUUGAAAAUAUUUCCCCUUCGCCGUUACCCAUUCUUUCGUUCCGGCCGUAACAACGGAAAAUUUGCCGGUAUUUUUGUUAGUUUAUUUUUAUUUUCUCGCCUGUUAUUAAAUGAUGUAAUUUGGUACGAAAUCCUCAGUUGUUAACUAUUAAUGUAGGUAGAAUUAGUAUUAGCCGAGCUGUUGGAAUUUGUAACAUGUUGCAACCUUUCUCGCAUCCUGUUCAUACUUCCCGCGCUUUCUCGGUUGUCAUGGUAAUUUUACCUUAGCAGACGACAGAAGUCUCAAAUGCGAAAACAAACGUGUUGAUAGAAGUUCAACUACAACAAACAUUAUCUAUAAAUAUCGGUGUAAUAUUUAAACGUACAAGACUCAAUAACACCGUCAAAUAUUAAA
Daphnia carinata is the source of this 1568-nucleotide messenger RNA. RefSeq lists its product as uncharacterized. NCBI's taxonomy places the organism in Eukaryota, Metazoa, Arthropoda, Branchiopoda, Diplostraca, Daphniidae. The transcript has 5 exons. The record is from RefSeq and is a predicted model, not a curated record. The coding region runs from base 86 to 1225 and encodes 379 amino acids.